GAGAACUACGUCACGUGUUUUCAAGCAAGUAGAAGAGGCUGUCUUUUGCGUUCAUUUAAAAAAAUUUAUUCUUAGAUAAAUUAAUCAUGCCAGAUUUUGGAUAUGGAGGCGGUGAUGGUGGAUAUGGUGGUGGGUACAGGGGAGGACGCGGUGGUAGAGGUGGGGGACGAUCAAGCUUUCAGAAAGAACUCGACCCGGAACACGAACAGUUCCGAAAACUCUUCAUUGGUGGCUUGAGCUACGACACAACUGAGGACGGUCUGAAGGAUCACUUUGGUCAGUGGGGAGAGGUGGUUGACUGCAUUGUCAUGAAGGACCCCAACACAAAGAGAUCUCGAGGUUUUGGCUUCAUCACGUACAAGCUGGCGUGCGAAGUCGAUGAAGCUCAGAGUAACAGACCACACACGAUAGACGGACGCGAGGUGGAGUCAAAACGAGCCAUGCCAAGAGAGGAGUCUGGCAACUCGAAUUCCCAGCAGUCAGUGAAGAAGAUGUUUGUCGGCGGGCUGAAGGACGACACGACAGACGAACAGAUGAGGGAGGUGUUCUCGGAGUUUGGUAAUAUCGAAGAUGUCAAUAUGAUCACUGACAAAACAACGGGCAAGUUGAAGGGAUUCGCCUUCGUCUCGUUUGACGACCAUGAUGCAGUCGACAAGGCUGUCUUGAAGAAGUUCCAUGACGUGAAUGGCCGGAAACUGGAAGUGAAGAAAGCCAUGUCAAAAGAUAGUGAAGGCGGAGGUCGUGGGGGUAGAGGCGGCAGGGGAGGUCGCGGAGGUUAUUCGGGUGGCAGUAGUUAUGGAGGCGGUGGUUAUGGAGGCGGCAGCAGAUACAGCAGUGGUGGUGGAGGUGGAGGAUAUGGUGGCCAGGGAGGUUACAGUGGAGGUUACGGAGGUCAGAGCGGGGGUUAUGGAGGAGGUCAGAGCGGUGGUUACAGUGAUACAUACAGCGGUGGCUACGGUUCGCAAGGUGGAGGCAGUAGCUGGGGAGGUAGUUCGUUUGGAUCGGGUUACGGUGACAACUACGGAGGGGGCUCCAUGAAGGGCAGCAGUGGGUACUCUCAGCGCAGUCAGGGGCCGUACAGCGGAGGUGGCUACAGUGGCGGUGGCAGUGGCGGUGGCGGUGGCUAUGGCGGAGGAGGCUAUGGAAAGCACUGAGCGUUGAAAGAGGACUAUCCCAGGCAGGCAGAGUGAUAGCGGCAGUCUCAUUUAUCCAGAACCCAUACUUCCAACAAAUUAGAAUUACCACAGGCAGGCUAUGUGAUACAACAAAAGGAAAAUCUCAAAAAAGGCAAAUUAGCUCAGGGCUAGACUCAUCAAGAACCUAUAUGAAAAAUACUGCGAGGCCCAAAACCAAAACCAAAAAUUCAAUAGUGCUUCAUUGAGUGGCAAUGAUCCAAGAGGCAGGUAGUUGAGGAUUAAGUUCACCCAGAACCCAUGCGAAACAUUCAACAAGGUCGUUACAAAUGUUCUUGCUCGUUACCCCGGACAGGCAGGUAGUUUCAGGAAUAUACUGCGAGACCAAAACUGAUCAUUCUUCAAUCAAUAUUUCUGACAGGCAGGUAGCGCCCAGAAUCCCAUGUUCUGCAAGGUCUUUUAAAAAAAAGUACUUCAGUUGUUACCCCUGACAAUAUACUGUGAUGCCAAAGUUGACCGUUCUUCAUUCAAUACGUCCCGACAGGCAGGUAGCUCAGGAAUACUUUCGCACAGAACCCACGCGAAAAUACUUCAAUCGUUACCCCCGACAGGCAGGCAGGCAGGCUGGUAGCUCAGGAAUACUUUCGCACAGAACCCACGCGAAAAUACUUCAAUCGUUACCCCCGACAGGCAGGCAGGCAGGCAGGUAGCUCAGGAAUACUUUCGCACAGAACCCACGCGAAAAUACUUCAAUCGUUACCCCCGACAGGCAGGCAGGCAGGCUGGUAGCUCAGGAAUACUUUCGCACAGAACCCACGCGAAAAUACUUCAAUCGUUACCCCCGACAGGCAGGCAGGUAGCUCAGGAAUAUACGGCAAGACCAAAAUGUUCUUCAACGUGUUUGUUUAAUAAAUUCAUGCAGAGCCCAAAUGAAAACUACUACCAGGCAAUAACCGAUUCGUCAAUUGUUUGUUGGCAAUAUAUUCUACAGGCAGAUCUCUGGAGUGAAAUUCACCCAGAACCUAUGUGAAAACUGAAGCCAGUUCUGGCUGGAUGAAAAUACUGGAUUAUUCUGAUAAUGUGUUUGACCGUGUGUAGUAUAAUAAAAAAUGACAGGCAGGUAGGUUCCUAUUGGCUUUAGAAUUCAGCUAAUUAUGAUUUGCUGAAUUAAAAAAAAAAAGGACAAAUCUGUGAUGUUGAAACCAUGCACUUGAAAUGUUUUAGAAGAGACUUGUUUUUAUAAAAUCUACCUUUCGACUGUUGUGGUUGAUCACGGAAUAACAAAACAAUUAUUUUUACCUCUGGCAGUCUCACUGGCCUUGCCUGGGAUAGACAAAAAAACCCUGAAAAGUAUUUAUGAUUGAGAGGGAUCUGAUAGAUACGUACGUUUUUUUUUUAAGUCUUGUGUAUGUUUCAUCAUGUAUCAUUGUUUAUUCAUUCUGUCGUUGGUCUAGAGAAAUAAAUGUUUAUCGAUGUC
Messenger RNA from Gigantopelta aegis, 2610 nucleotides. RefSeq names its product heterogeneous nuclear ribonucleoprotein 87F-like. Gene Ontology annotation, molecular function: RNA binding. Lineage: Eukaryota; Metazoa; Mollusca; Gastropoda; Neomphalida; Peltospiridae. The transcript is spliced from 9 exons. Bases 87 to 1154 code for a protein of 355 amino acids. The record is from RefSeq and is a predicted model, not a curated record.